AUGGUGACUUUCAUUUUCGUCUUUUUUCAAUCUCUCUCUCUCUCUCUCUCUCUCUCUCUCUCUCUCUCUCUCUCUCUCUCUCUCUCUCUCUCUCUCUCUCUCUCACACACUCGCUCGGUCUUCUUUCCUUUUCAUGUCUUUCUCUUAAUUUUGAAACUUAACCCUAGCCUUUCCAAAUUGAAAGUUGUAAGCAUUCAAACUGUUUUUGCAUACAUUUGGUUUACCAAAGAUGGCCUCUCUCUCCUCUCUCCCCUCUCUCUCUCUCCCCUCUCUCUUCUCUCUCCUUCUCACCAUUUCUCUCUCUCCCUCUUUCUCUAUCUCUCUCUUAGAUUUGAUGACAUCAAAUUUGAUCUCUCUCUCUCUCUCUCUCACACACACACACUAUCUCUCUCUCUAUCUAUCUAUCUCUAUCUCUCUCUCCUCUCCAUCUCUCUCUCUCUCUCUCUCUCUCUCUCUCUCUCUCUCUCUCUCUCUGACUAA
Molecule: messenger RNA, 480 nt
Organism: Acanthosepion pharaonis
Lineage: Eukaryota; Metazoa; Mollusca; Cephalopoda; Sepiida; Sepiidae
Source: the annotation of a GenBank genome assembly